AUGGCCAGUCCUGUCAGCCCGAGUAGGGAUCGGAAUCACCCUCGUUCCGAGCCUCUUCCUCCUGGCUACCUCACAUCGAUAUCUACCCGGAGACGAUGGAAUCAAGCAUUCAUAGAGCUGACAUACCUGUCUCGGCAGUGGCAGUGGUCCGGACCAUCUCCUCCCCUGUAUUCCUUUUGGAUGGCCUCCUCAGAAGUUGAUCAAAAGUUUCUCGGUUAUUUCGCAAAAGUCAUUACUACUGAUAAUAAUUACCUCUCCAGUUUCUUAUUUCGCGUGCUCGGGCUAUCAGUCAUCCUAGCCGAGAAGCUUCUGCGUGCUCGCAAAGCCAAGAAACUCGAUCCUGUGCGAGAUCCGCGAGCCCGUCACUUGAUUCACCAUAUCCUAUGGCUUGCCCGCGAAGGAUUGAUCAUGGUAGAGCAGUACGUGCUCCCCAUGGUCGGUCAGCACGACGAACUCCGCGUCUUGUCCCAUAAGCUGGUCGCAUCAUUCUAUCAUAUCUUUGUGCUUUUUCACAAUGACCCGCCCGUCAACAACCGGAUCAACCGUUCUCAAUCCGGCUCAUUUUCCUUAUUCCCAGACCCGCUCUCGCCACGCCUCUCCAAAACCUCAUCUCGAGACCCCACGGUUCGGUCUCCAUCAGGUCGCCAACGUUCCCCGGCUAUCAGCCUCGGUGGGCCCGUUGGCGGCACGGUCGCAGGAGCCAGCGCGACUGCGCGAACACCCCCUGGCCUGCCAGUUCCCCUGACUGCUCCAUACCCGCAUUCACCAACCAGUGUCAAUGGCAACGGCACUGCAACCUUUCUUCUCCCCCUGCAAGAAUGGAGACCCUUUGCCACAAGAGCCUUCGCCACGGCAAACGACCUUGCUGAACAGUUGCUUCCGGGCUCUCACCCUGUGCGUCUAUCUGUCAAGGUCGAGUACGUUGCAUACAUCUAUGACUGCCUCCAUGAAGCCGAGGCGAGCCGCAAGAUGGCCCAUCUGGCCAUCCGCCAUGUCUAUGAGGCCCAAGAGGGCAUGGAUGACGAUUCCUUCGAGGACGCCGCCGAGAUGGUGGGCAUUUUGGGCAAGAUGAUGAAGAGGGGCCUGGGAGGUGGUGGUAGUUCUGGCAGUCAGCAGGCGAUGCCUCAACAGGUUGGCGAUCAUGACUCGGACAAGGCUGCUCGAGGAGCUGGCUUCAAUAGUCCCGAGGGCGUCGUUGGUUCUGUUGGUGCUCCCACAGGUGUCAGUCCCAUGGCCCCGGGUCGUUCACGGCCGAAACCUGGUUCCGCCCGGGGCGGUAGCGGAAGCAGCAGAGGCCCAACCACCACCUGGGUCUGA
Molecule: messenger RNA, 1317 nt
Organism: Exophiala mesophila
Lineage: Eukaryota; Fungi; Ascomycota; Eurotiomycetes; Chaetothyriales; Herpotrichiellaceae
Exons: 2
Coding region: 1-1317 (438 amino acids)
Source: RefSeq, a predicted model, not a curated record